CAAGUAAUCCUCCUGGUCCACACGUCAUAAUAUCUCCUUCCACUCGUCGUCGUCGUCUCCGGCGAGAUCCCCUUCCUCCUGCGCCCGCCGCCAUGGCUUCCGUCUUCAGCGGCGACGAGACCGCCCCCUUCUUCGGCUUCCUCGGCGCCGCCGCCGCGCUCGUCUUCUCCUGCAUGGGGGCGGCGUACGGGACGGCCAAGAGCGGGGUGGGGGUGGCGUCCAUGGGGGUGAUGCGGCCGGAGCUCGUCAUGAAGUCCAUCGUGCCCGUCGUCAUGGCCGGCGUGCUCGGGAUCUACGGGCUCAUCAUCGCCGUCAUCAUCUCCACGGGGAUCAACCCCAAGGCCAAGCCCUACUUCCUCUUCGACGGCUACGCGCACCUCUCCUCCGGACUCGCCUGCGGCCUCGCCGGGCUCGCCGCCGGCAUGGCCAUCGGCAUCGUCGGUGACGCCGGAGUCAGGGCCAAUGCGCAGCAGCCAAAGCUGUUCGUGGGCAUGAUCCUCAUCCUUAUCUUCGCAGAAGCUCUUGCUCUCUAUGGGCUGAUCGUGGGCAUCAUCCUGUCCUCCCGUGCCGGCCAAUCUCGCGCUGAUUAGAAGAAAUCACUUGCAAGAGAGGAGCACACGGUUCAUCAUUGUAUUCUGUUUUCCUAGAGACUGUUUGGUCUUCUGUUGUGGUUCUUCUGUGUUGAUGCUCGUCGGUGGAGGAACAUAAUGUGGGUGGGAUCAGAGAUCUCCAAACCCUCUGUCUGUAAUUUUAUUCUAUCUGCAAUGCAAAGCUAUAUGUAUUACCUCAUAUCUAGCGUCUGUUCUUCGGCUGUUGUAUUUAUUAUUUGGAAUAAUAAUCGGUGACAUGCUGUCCUGGAUGUGAUGAAUAAAUAAGCAAGUUAGACCUAGUUCCAGAUUUGUAUGUAACUCCAGUCCAGAUUGAUUUUCUUUGCACCUGUGAGUGCUUGC
Brachypodium distachyon (stiff brome) is the source of this 950-nucleotide messenger RNA. RefSeq names its product V-type proton ATPase 16 kDa proteolipid subunit. The record is from RefSeq and is a predicted model, not a curated record. NCBI's taxonomy places the organism in Eukaryota, Viridiplantae, Streptophyta, Magnoliopsida, Poales, Poaceae. The transcript has 3 exons. Bases 93 to 590 code for a protein of 165 amino acids. Gene Ontology annotation, molecular function: proton-transporting ATPase activity, rotational mechanism. Gene Ontology annotation, cellular component: proton-transporting V-type ATPase, V0 domain. Gene Ontology annotation, biological process: proton transmembrane transport.